This is a messenger RNA of Oldenlandia corymbosa var. corymbosa, 3198 nucleotides long. Lineage: Eukaryota; Viridiplantae; Streptophyta; Magnoliopsida; Gentianales; Rubiaceae. The record is from the annotation of a GenBank genome assembly.
AUGGCAGAUUUAGAGAACAUGCUGCUGGAGGCAGCUGGGAGGACAAACGCAAGCGAGAGGAGCCGUCGUCAGUCUCCACCUUCUAGAAAUCGCCGCAAAUAUUCAUAUUCUGAUGAUGGAAGUGACUCAAAAGAUGAUGACUCUGAUGAUGGUCGUGGCUAUUCAACCAGAAAACCUUCUGGUUCACAGGUACCGCUGAAAAAAAGGUUGGACCCGACAGAAAGGGAUGAUGAUCGUAGUAGUCGUGAAGAAGGCGAUGAAGAAGAUGGAUAUAAUGACCGUGACAGUGAUGAUGAUUCUGUUGGGAGUGACCUCUACAAGGAUGAAGAUGACAGGAAAAAGCUCGCGCAGAUGUCUGAACUCCAGAGAGAAAUGAUAUUGGCAGAGCGUGCAACAACAAGAAGUGAUAGAGAAAUGCACGAGAAGCUUGCAAAGAAAAGGAAAGUGAGCCCCCCUCACACAAAUUCUCGUGCAGUGCGCUCGUCCACUAGAUUUGCUGAGAGGGUAACUGCCAAGGACGAUGCAUUGAAUGAGAUACGAGCAAAACGCAUGAGGCAGCAGGAUCCUGAGGCUCAUCAGAAACUCAAGGAUGUGUCUAGAGAUGGCUCUAAAGUACGAGGCUAUUCACCUGUCAAGCGGAGGCCGUUUGCAGCCGCAAUUAUAGGUAGUCCUACCAGAAGUGCAUCUCAGAGCGAUGAGGAAGAGUCGACUGGUGAUGGUGGACUUGGGGAUAGCGAAGACGAGAAGGCAUCAGCAGAGUCCAAGUGGCCAACUUAUGAGGAGAUAAAAGAUAUUUCCAUCCGAAGGUCCAAAUUGGCAAAAUGGUUGAUGGAGCCCUUCUUUGAUGAUUUGAUGGUUGGCUGCUUUGUAAGAGUUGGAGUUGGGAAAAGUAAAACUGGGCCUGUAUACAGGCUUUGUUCUGUCCGCGGUGUUGAUGCAUCAGAUCCAGAUCGCCUGUAUAAGCUCGAUAACAAAACUACCUACAAGUACUUAAAUGUGGUUUGGGGCAAUGAAAGUAAAUCUGCCAGAUGGCAGAUGGCCAUGAUGUCAGACUCUCCACCAUCCAGGGAUGAGUAUGACCAAUGGGUUAGGGAGGUAGAGCGGCAUGGUGGUCGUAUGCCAAGCAAACAGGAGGUAUUGGAAAAGAAGGAGGCCAUCCAGAAGACGAAUUCAUUUGUCUACUCUGCUGAAACUGUUAAACAGAUGCUGCAGGAUAAAAAAUCUGCAACAUGGAGACCGUUGAAUAUUGCUGCUGAGAAGGAUCGCCUAAGAAAACAAAUGGAUGUUGCCAGGGAAAAAAAUGAUGAACAAGAGGUUGAGAGGAUUAAGUCAAAACUCCAAGAACUAGAAGCUGCUCGUCUUUCUCAGGAGAUGGACGAAAAGGCUAAGAGGUUGGCAGAGAUGAACAGAAAGAAUAGGGUUGAAAACUUCAAGAAUGCAUCGGGAUCGAGACCUGUCAAUUCUGAUUUAAAAGCUGGAAUUGAUGGUAAAGCAACUGCUUCAAAACUGGGGGCCUUUGGUGAUAUUUAUGUUGGAAGAAAAUUGUCAUCCAUAAAAGUUACCUACACAGGACACGAACAUGUGGACCCCACCACAAAUUACCAUCGACUUCAUGUAGCUGAGAUUGGAGGAGGGAAUGGAUCCAAGGUCGUAGUGUUCUGUCAUGGGUUUCCCGAGACUUGGUACUCAUGGCGCCACCAAAUGAUUGCUGUUGCCAAAGCUGGUUUCAGAGCUAUUGCACUCGAUUAUCGAGGUUAUGGAUUGUCCGAUGCACCGCCCGUCCCGGAAGAGACCUCUUUCUCCGACCUCGUCAACGAUCUCUUUGCCUUACUUGUUUCUCUCGGCAUUUCCAAGGUUUUCCUAGUUGCUAAAGAUUUUGGGAUCCGAGUAGCUUGUUUCUUUUACCUUCUACAUCGGGAAAAAGUUGAAGGAAUUGUUACACUCGGUGCACCUUGCAUGCCUCUGAAGUCCUCUGAGUGGCAGAAAUAUCUACCUGAAGGCUUUUAUAUCUCAAGAUGGCAGGAACCUGGAAGAGCUGAAGCUGAUUUCGGUCGUCUUGAGAGGAAAGCAGUUUUCCAAAACAUUUACAUUCUGUUCUCAAGAAAUGAAAUACCCAUAGCUGGAGAGAACAAAGAGAUAAUGGACUUGGUGGAUUCAUCUUCUUCUGUACCUUCUUGGUUGACCAAGGAAGAUCUUGACGCGUAUGGCACUCAUUAUGAAAAAUCAGGAUUCCAAACAGCUUUACAGGUGCCUUAUAGGUCAUUGCGUGAGGAGUUCAACAUAUCAGAGGUAAGAAUUGAUGUCCCGGCACUGCUGAUCGUGGGUGAAAAAGAUUAUGGUCUCAAAUUUCCUGGACUGGACAACUUCAUCAGAAAUGAAGAUGCUAAAGAGUUCACUCCUAAACUGGAGACUGUAUACAUAGCUGAAGGGACACACUUUGUUCAGGAGCAGUUUCCUCAUCAAAUGGUUACAGAGCGAUUGCACCUGAUCACAGAGGUUAUGGAUUUUCUGACCCUCCACUUGUCCUCCCCGAGACUACCUUCUCCACCCUUCGUUGAUGAUCUCUUUGCCUUGCUUGUUUCCCUCAAUAUUCCUAAGGUUUUUCUAGUGGCUAAAGAUUUUGGUGUACGGGUUGCUUAUCUUUUUUCCCUUCUACACCCGGAAAAAGUUGGAAGGAAUUGUUACAUUUGGCGCACCGUGCAUGCCUCGGAGGUCCCCUCAGUUGCAGAAGUCCCUCCUGAAGGCUUCUUCAUCUCAAGAUGGCAGGAACCUGGCAGAGGUGAAGCUGAUUUUGGUAGGCCUGAGACUCAAGCAGUUUUCCAGAAUAUCUACAUUAUGUUCUCAAGGAAUGAAAUACCAAUAGCUGCAGAGAACCAGGAGAUAAUGGAUUUGGUGGAUGCAUCUUCUCCUUUACCCUCUUGGUUGUCUCAGAAAGAUCUCGAAGUCUAUGGAGCUCAUUAUGACAAAUCUGGAUUCAAAACGGCAUUGCAGGUGCCUUACAGGUCACCGCAUGAGGAGGUCAACAUAUCCGAAGUGAAGUUUCCUGGAAUGAACCACUUCAUCAGAAAUGAAGAUGCGAAAGACUUUGCUCCGAAACUGGAGACAGUAUACCUUGCUGAAGGGACGCAUUUUGUUCAGGAGCAGUUUCCCGAUCAAGUAAAUGAGCUUCUGCUGAACUUUCUCAAGAACCACUCUUAA